This is a messenger RNA of Heterobasidion irregulare TC 32-1, 1326 nucleotides long. RefSeq lists its product as uncharacterized. The record is from RefSeq and is a predicted model, not a curated record. Bases 1 to 1326 code for a protein of 441 amino acids. NCBI's taxonomy places the organism in Eukaryota, Fungi, Basidiomycota, Agaricomycetes, Russulales, Bondarzewiaceae. The transcript is spliced from 2 exons.
AUGGCUGUGGACGAUCGCGUGGGCGAUUUUGCUGGCUGCUGGCUGCUGGCUGCUGGCUGCUGGCUGCUGGCUGCUUGUCGAUCCCGCGAUUUGUGGCGUGUUGUCCCGCUCGUGGAGAGUGUGCUGAGCCGACCGGAGCUCGGUCUAAAAAAAUGGCUGUUCACGGUGGCCCAUUCCCGCUUCUUCUGCGACACAUCCCGAUACGUCCUGAUACACCCCGUUGGAUGCUCGUUUACGUUCCUCAGCGACGCACGUCUCGUCCCGUUCACGCCCAUUCCCAGUGGAUCGCUCCCGCUCGUCCCGCUCCACUCGGUUCGCCCCGGCCUCGUCCUAACACUCAAGCAUCACGCAUUCCGCGCACGUCCGUCGCUGAGCACCUCCGCCCACGCCGGCGCACUUCGCCUCGUCGCGAUCCGUCGCACACACCGCGCGAUGCGGCCUCGUCAAGCGCCGAUCGUCGGCUUCGUUUCUGGGAUUGCCGUUUCGUCGCGGAUCCCUGUACCGGCACACGCCUGCGCACGCUUUAUUGCCUGGGCACGAGCACUUCCUUCGCGCGCGUCAUCGGCCCGGCUGCGUCUGUGGUUCCUCGUCACUUGCAACGGACCUCCUGGGUUCUGGACCGCACGCAUCUCUCCCCUGCCGGGCCCUCGCCAGCUGUUGGUAACAGCGCACUCUCACCUGAUCCUCGUGCGGUGCGGCGGUUCACGCAGGGCCCGAUCGACUCCCAGUCAUACAUUCAUGGCGACUCUCGUCCGAAUCACGCCGCUCGCGCACCGACGGCCACGCAAAUGCACGCCGCUCGCCUCGACGCGAAUCCGGCUCGCCGAAUCGCGCUCCGCCCUCGGUCAAGGCUCGCUCUUCGCCGCCCCCUCGCGGCAGCUCGCGGCGGCGCCAGUCCGCGCAUCGUCCGUCUUGGGAACUGUCGUCCUCCCGCCAGCCGAGCGGCGAGAAGCGACGUGCUCAAGUGCUCAAGUAUCUGAAAAAAAAUCGAGUUUAGGACCGUACCAACCUGGACGCAACGCGCUUCGCCCCGCACCCCGUCCAUCCUCAGCCAACCCCUCGUUCGGCACGCAAGUCGACGGGGACGGGACUUCGUGGCCUAUCGAUGAUGGCGUGGAUCCGUCUCGCCUCGUCUCGUUCUACGUCACGUCGAGGGUGGUUCGAAUGGUACGAUACGACACAACACAAUACGACACAACACAAUACAAUACGGCGAGACACGAGUCUGUAACUUACUUGCAUCAUGACGCACGCCGGCUCUGGCGUGCUUCUUCGUCACAUCGCGGCAGGCCGCACACCCUCGCGCACCCUCUUCACGCAACGUAG